GUAGAACAGUAAAGGAAGAACGACAACAAAUUUUCUGUGAAGCGAUCUCCGGAGAAAAUGGGAUUGUUUGGGAGUUCUUCGCCAUUUGAUCAGGAUGUUGAGAAGGCCACCAGUGAAAUGAACACUACUGAAGACUGGGCUCUCAUUAUGGAGAUCUGUGACAGAGUGGGCCGGGAACAGAAUGGACCCAAAGAUUGUCUUAGAAGUAUAAUGAAGAGGAUUAAACACCAGAUUCCACAAGUCUCAAUGCAAGCUAUCACUCUCUUAGAUUCUUGUGUCAGCAACUGUGGACAUACGUUUCACCUGGAGGUGGCCUCUCGUGAUUUCAGCUCAGAGGUCAAGGCUGUCCUCAGUGGCAAGCAGGCACACCCUAAGGUGGCAGAGAAGCUGAAGGAAAUGAUUAAAAAGUGGGCAAAAGGAGAUUUUAAAAGUGACCCGUCAUUAAGUUUGAUCCCUCAGCUGUACCGCAGUCUGAAGGCAGAGGGCCACAGUUUUACCUCCUCAGAUACACCUAAGUCAUCCAGUAGUACUACCAGUGGCUCGUCCGACAUCACAGCGCAGGAAGAAGAUGACAUUAUGAAAGCUAUAGCGGCAUCUUUAGAAGAACAAGAAAAGAAGACAAAAUCUAGCAGCUUGUACCCAUCAACAGGUGGAGCCACCAGCAGUCUGUAUCCCUCAGCGAGGGCACCUUCUCCUAUACAGAACAAAAACAGAGAAUUACGAAAAGUACGAGCCCUGUAUGACUUUGAAGCAGCAGAAGACAAUGAACUGACCUUCAAAACUGGAGAAAUUCUCAGCAUUCUAGAUGACAGUGAUCCAAACUGGUGGAAGGGGGUCAGCUACAGGGGCGAGGGUCUCUUCCCUGCCAACUUUGUCACCGCGGACUUAACUGUAGAACCAGAGUCCACAAAAGAUAAGAAGGUAUCAUUUAAUGAAGAUGUAGAAGUGAAAACGAUAGAAGUUGCCCCUGAAACAGUAGUUAUUGAUGAGUCUAAGAUGGAUGAAUGUCUUGACCAGCUCCAGAAUGCUGAUCCUACAGGCCAGAAUAGACCAGACACACAGGAGAUGCUGCAACUAGAGGAAGAGUGCAGGCAGAUGGGGCCUCUGAUAGACCAGGAACUGGAGCAGAUAGACAGGAAUCACAAUAUGUUGAUGGAGUUGAACCAGAAAGUCUGUGAGGCUCUGCAGAUGUAUAACACACUGAUGAAUGAAGGGCCGCGCUACAGCUACAAAGGUGCACCGUCUGGACCAAGUGUGCAGGGUUAUCAAGGUCAAGGUCCCCCAGGAAUGCAGCCACCCCCUCAGAUGUUUGAUGGACACCCUGGUUAUAUCCCACCUGGUUCUCUGCCAUCUGUAGGUCAAGGUCACCCCCAAGGUCAAGUGCUCCCUCAAGGUGAAGGUCAGUUACCAAGGCACUCCUCUGAUCCUAGAUUGAACCAGUAUUUAGGCAAUCAACUUGAACCACAAUCUUUUUCCAGUUUACCAGCAAACUUUGGCCAGCAGGCUUCAUCCUACAGUGCAACUACCAUGAAUUCCCUUCCACAAAUCAGUGCAAUGACAGCGCCACCUGGUGGCUAUAUGGGUGGGCCACCAAACAGUGUCAAUAGUCCACUAUAUCAGCAGCCACAGCAACAACCACUCUUAUAGGAAACCUAGAUGUUAACAUACCAUGGACAUACAGUAACUUCUACCUAGAGGAUUACCCCUGGGUUUCUUGUGCUUUUGAUUUGAAUGUUUGCGACACACUGCGCCCUGCUUUAUGUCAAGAAUUCCUUCAGGACCACAGUUGAUGACAAGUCCAGUACUGAGGUGUCAACUCAUUGUAGAGAAUGGAUAUUACAAAUUCAUACUGCCUUCAUAGUGUUGAUAAGUGAAAUAGGACACAUAAUUACUGUCAUCAUAGUUGUCGGUGGUGCCUAAAAUACUGCAUCCUUUUAAUUUAUUUGCACAAUUUUGACAUAAGGUUAUAAACCAGCCUUCAGUCUGAAGUCUUUAUUGCCAGUUUUCUUCACCCGCUGUCCUUGGCUUCUAGAGCAGUAACAAGGCACAGGUGGUCAGGAGUGCUGUGAUGCUGGGUUGUAUGUCAGUUGUUGUGAAUUGUGUUCAUUUUGUACAUAGCUUGUAGUUGGGAGCUCUCUGCUCUGACCUUGACCUUGGCCAGGGUUGAGGGCAUACAGCAGUCCACACAGGUGACACACGAUGUAAUAUAUUAAAUAGGUGUAUAUUAAAUUAAUGUAUAUAAAAUUGAAAGAGAAAAUUAAAAGUGGAGACGAGUGAAGAAAUGUUAUUAGUUUUAGAAAAAUUUGCUUGCAUCAUGGGAUCUUGUUUGCAAACAAAUGGUUUAAAAACACUUGUAAUUUGAUGGUCUUCUGAAGGAGCUUCUAAAUUUCUGAUUAAUUAAGUCUUGAUUGUAUGAUGAAGUUCAACAUAAAUGUGGAAGCUGACAUCCCAAGGUGACCCAGUAGGUAGGCCGAUACUAUUAUCUGGUAGGGUCAUUUUACUGAAAGGAGUAUUCAGUUAUAACAAGUUUUACUAAUUUUUAAAGUAUCAUAAAACUUUUUGUAAUUUAUCUUGACACUAAUUAAGUAAAACAGGCGCCCCUUUACAUUCAUUUUCCUUUAAUCAGUGUUUUUCUUCAGUGACCUAAGAUUUCAUUAUCCCAUCUUAAAUCAGUCUGCUGUUCACAGUUAUAUACACAUUUUCUAGAAACAUCUUCCCCUUCCUCUUUACUGACCAAAAUUACUUGCAACUUCAAUAAAAACAAACCUGUCUAGAAUUGGUAUAUAUAUUGAUGUACAUUUAUUCUUCACAUAUUCUAAUAAAGUCUUUCAACAGAA
This is a messenger RNA of Lingula anatina, 2837 nucleotides long. RefSeq names its product signal transducing adapter molecule 2. The record is from RefSeq and is a predicted model, not a curated record. Gene Ontology annotation, biological process: protein transport to vacuole involved in ubiquitin-dependent protein catabolic process via the multivesicular body sorting pathway. Gene Ontology annotation, cellular component: ESCRT-0 complex. Lineage: Eukaryota; Metazoa; Brachiopoda; Lingulata; Lingulida; Lingulidae. Gene Ontology annotation, molecular function: ubiquitin binding; phosphatidylinositol binding.